Messenger RNA from Nematocida homosporus, 573 nucleotides. RefSeq lists its product as uncharacterized. The transcript has a single exon. The coding region runs from base 1 to 573 and encodes 190 amino acids. NCBI's taxonomy places the organism in Eukaryota, Fungi, Microsporidia. The record is from RefSeq and is a predicted model, not a curated record.
AUGGUAGCCUACUCGCCUGUUCUCACUUCCUUUGAGUCUUUUAGUGGUCUUCCGGGCAUUGCUGGCCUUUCCUAUCGUGAGGGUGAAGUUUGGGUCCUUUUUUCUAUUACGGCCCAAGAGGGUCCUACUGAGGUAAUAGUGAGUUCUAGUCAUGCUAAUCUAGUGGGUAAAGGUGCUGAAUGGUCUGCUGGGCUGAGUCUGGCUUUGUCGCGGGUCUUUUCGGCUGUUUUGGUGAGUGGUCGGUUUUCGUAUAGUAUUUCCGUCCGGGUGGUGAAUGGUGGUCAGUUAAGUGAUGCUGAGUUGUUGGCGGUAAGUACGAUGGGUAUUUCAUUGUGUAUUUGUGCGGCUGGAGUUGCUUGUUUAGAGUUAGUGGUGGCUAAGGUAUAUAAAGUGGCGCAGGAAGAGGUUUGGGUGGCCUGGGGGCUGAUAUCUCGGGAUGUACUGGGUGUAUCUGCUCAGGGUGUAUCAAGUGAGUCUUUAUUUCAGGCGAUAGAUGGGUACCCGGUUGAGGCAAUGGAAGAUUUGCGUCAAAAUGCAGCUAGACUUUGCCGGGAUAAGUCAAGGUGCAAUUGA